Messenger RNA from Solanum stenotomum, 459 nucleotides. Its product is annotated as ethylene-responsive transcription factor 9-like. The coding region runs from base 1 to 459 and encodes 152 amino acids. Gene Ontology annotation, molecular function: DNA binding; DNA-binding transcription factor activity. Gene Ontology annotation, biological process: regulation of DNA-templated transcription. Lineage: Eukaryota; Viridiplantae; Streptophyta; Magnoliopsida; Solanales; Solanaceae. The record is from RefSeq and is a predicted model, not a curated record. The transcript has 2 exons.
AUGGCGUUGAAAGGGAACGGAGGUGUUGAAAAGAAGGUGCAUUAUCGAGGAGUUCCAAAGAGGGAUUCAAGGAUAUACUCCGCACAAAUUAAAGAUCCGUGGAAAAAAAGUCGUGUUUGGCUAGGUACGUUUGAUACGGCGGUGGAAGCAGGGAAAGCAUAUGAUGCAGUUGCUAUUAACUUUCACGGGAUUAAAGCGAAGACGAAUUUUCCUUUUCCUGCACCGCCGAUCAAUUUGCCUCCAAGGAAAAAUAGUUAUGUCAGUCAGCGAAUGCAAUGUUUUCUACCGUUGAAUCAAUGGUGUUGUAAGGAGAAGGCGGGGUUCACUCAGGGAGGUAGUGGUGGUGGUGCCACUGUUCCCAUCACUAGUGCUUCUUCUAUGAUUGAUUUUAUGGGUAGUGUGAAGCGUAGGCACAUUGAUAUCAACCUUAACUAUCCACCAGCACCAGAGGACAUGUGA